AGAGGAAGAAGCAGAAGCACGGAGGCUUCUGGACAUGGCUGGCGGCGUCAGUUUUAUUCAGGCUCGUCCUCAUCUACUUCCCCAAAAAUCUCAACCUCUCCUCCCGCCCCGAAGUCUCCACUCCUCUCACCAGCCUCCGCCGCCUGGCUGAGGGUUACUGGUUGAAGCAAUCGUCAAUGUCUCCAUAUGCAGGAUCUAUGUACCAUGGAUCUCCUUUGUUACUCUCACUUCUCGGGCCACUCACCGUCAAACGAAUUGAAGGGCAACCCAAUCAUCUUCUCUGUAGUUUGGUUUUUGUGGUUGCAGAUAUAUUGAAUGCCAUGCUUAUUCGUGCUACUGGUCAGACUCUUCAGGUUGCAUACCGGCAGAGUUUGAAGUCACUAGAUCUUGAUACGAUAUCAGAAAGCAGUGAGGUCCUCCCUUCUGGAGAUAUUGCUGCUCUUGUGUACCUAUGGAAUCCUUUGACAAUAGUUGCAUGUGUGGGUUUGUCAACAUCUCCAAUUGAAAAUUUUGCCAUCAUACUGGCCCUGUUUGGAGCAUGCAAAAGACUGGUUCCCUUGGCUGCUUUUGGAUGGGUCAUGGCAACACAUCUGUCUCUUUAUCCUAUGAUUCUCAUAAUUCCAAUGAUUCUUUUAUUAGGAUAUGGUCCAGAUACUCCGAGGAAACUGUUGCUACAGAGGAGAUAUGGUAAAGCUGAAGAUGCAACGUCAAUUGAUAGUUGUCAACAACAGGAUAAAGCUAUUAAUCAAUCAGAGCUGCCCCAUGUUUUCUCUUGGAGACCUGUCAUGCUUUUCUUAUUGUGGGCUAUUGUGUGGUCAGCCUAUGUGUUAUUUCUCUGUGGCGUAUCUGCUAAACAGUAUGGUAGUCUCUGGGAGAUGUUUGAAAGAAUGCAUGGUUUCAUUCUCACUGUGCAAGAUUUGUCUCCAAAUAUAGGUGUCUUAUGGUAUUUCUUUGCAGAGGUCUUCGAUUUUUUCAGAAAUUUCUUCCUCAUCGUUUUCCAUAUGAAUAUUCUCUUUAUGAUAUUUCCAUUGGCUAUACGGCUGAAGCAUCGUCCGUGCUUUCUUGCUUUUGUCUACAUCACCAUAUCCUCAAUGCUUAAAUCUUAUCCUUCUGUUGGGGAUUCAGCUCUGUACAUUGGUUUGUUGGGCUGGUUUGUUAAUGAACUGUCAGAAAUGCGAUUCUCGUUCUGCCUCUUCAGCGUUUAUGUUGGCGUUUCCCUCCUUAGCCCUGUUAUGCACAACCUAUGGAUAUGGAGGGGCACUGGCAAUGCAAAUUUCUACUUCGCUACUGCAAUUACUUAUGCUUGUUUGCAGAUUGUUUUGGUGAUUGAGAGUGUAAGUGCAAUGCUCAAUCAUGACAGGAAGCUAAGAAAGCUAUCGAACACAAAGAUUCAUGUUGACAAAUCUUAAUCACUUGCUACAAAUGAAGUUUGUCUCUGAUGGUUCAUCGUCUUAGUAA
Pyrus x bretschneideri (Chinese white pear) is the source of this 1458-nucleotide messenger RNA. RefSeq names its product phosphatidylinositol glycan anchor biosynthesis class U protein-like. Gene Ontology annotation, biological process: protein localization to cell surface; attachment of GPI anchor to protein. Gene Ontology annotation, cellular component: GPI-anchor transamidase complex; membrane. The record is from RefSeq and is a predicted model, not a curated record. Lineage: Eukaryota; Viridiplantae; Streptophyta; Magnoliopsida; Rosales; Rosaceae. The coding region runs from base 177 to 1409 and encodes 410 amino acids. The transcript has 13 exons.